Molecule: messenger RNA, 1873 nt
Organism: Sesamum indicum (sesame)
Lineage: Eukaryota; Viridiplantae; Streptophyta; Magnoliopsida; Lamiales; Pedaliaceae
Source: RefSeq, a predicted model, not a curated record
UCAAAAUCAUGAAGACUCCAUCCAUUUCCACUCUUUUCUUCAUUCUUUUUGUUAUCUUUUCGUCCUCGUCGGCAGCUUCUGCUGAUGACCACGACGAUUUUCUCGAAUGUCUAUCAGAAGAGUUUCAUAACUACACCUCCAUUUCGAGGGUUGUUUACACCCCAACCAACUCAUCUUACUCCUCCAUCCUGCGAUUUUCGAUUCAAAACCUGAGAUUCACGUCGCAAUCCACCCCAAAACCCCUAGUGAUCAUAACUCCGGAGCACGAAUCCCACAUAACGCCUGUCAUCUAUUGUGCCAAAGAAAAUGACAUGCAAAUUAGAACUAGAAGUGGUGGCCAUGACUACGAGGGACUGUCUUAUGCAUCUGAAGUCCCAUUCGUGAUCAUUGAUUUGAUCAACCUUAGUAAAGUAACAGUUGAUGCUGAGCAGAAAACUGCAUGGAUUGGAGCUGGUGCAACCAUUGGAUCGUUAUAUUAUAGGAUCGCGGAGAAAAGCCCAAUACUAGGGUUUCCAGCUGGUGUUUGCCCAACUGUUGGUGUUGGUGGCCACAUCAGUGGAGGAGGCUACGGCAUAUUGCUCAGAAAAUAUGGCAUGGCUGCAGAUAAUGUUAUUGAUGCAAGAAUAGUAGACGUUAAUGGCAGGAUUCUCGACAGAGAGUCGAUGGGUGAGGACUUAUUCUGGGCCAUUAGAGGUGGUGGUGGUGCCAGUUUCGGUGUCAUUCUCGCGUGGAAAGUACAAUUAGUGGAUGUUCCAGAAAGAGUCACUGUUUUCACAAUCGACAAGACUUUGGAACAAAAUGCCACUCAACUCAUCCAUCGCUGGCAAUACAUUGCACAUAGAUUCGACCCAAAUUUGUUCAUCAGAAUCCUCAUAAGAAGGGUGAAUUCCAACCAGGAUGGAAGGAACAUGACUGUUCGUGCUUCCUUUAAUUCAAUUUUCCUUGGCGGGAUUGACAAAUUGCUCCCGUUGAUGCAAGAAAGUUUCCCUGAAUUGGGCUUGCUAAGAGAAGACUGCAUGGAAAUGAGUUGGAUCCAAUCCAUCUUGUAUUUUGCCGGGUUCCCCAUAGAAUCACGUGAAGUUUUGUUGAAUAGGACACAACCCGACGUAAGAUACUUCAAAGCAAAAGCCGAUUAUGUACAGAAACCCAUUCCCGAAUACGGGUUUGAAGGCAUUUGGAGACUGUUCUAUGAACCCGAAGCCGAGGAGGCCGAGGUCAUCUUGAGUCCAUACGGUGGAAGAAUGGAUGAAAUUUCUGAAUCCGCAAUUCCAUUUCCUCAUAGGGCUGGUAAUUUGUACAAAAUUCAACAUCUAGUGUACUGGGAAGAAGAAGAGGCUCAAAAUUCCGACCGAUACAUAAGUUGGAUUAGGAGGCUUUACAGUUACAUGGCUCCUUACGUUUCCAGGUUCCCAAGGGCAGCAUACAUCAAUUAUAGAGAUCUCGACAUUGGAGUGAAUAACAAUGAAGGGAAGAUAAGUUAUGAACGAGCAAGCGUUUGGGGCAUCAAGUACUUCAAAAACAAUUUCGAUCGAUUGGUUAUGGUGAAAACUGCUGUCGAUCCUAAGAAUUUCUUUAGGAAUGAACAGAGCAUUCCCCCAAGGUGGACAAAGAAAGAUCACCAAGAUUACAUCCGGGACAUGGUUCUAUAAACAUAUACAUCUAUAUACGUUUCCCUUCAUUUGAUUUCAUUAUAUAUACUAUUUGUAUGCGAAUAAGGCAUUGUCAUUUGUAGCAUAAUAUAUGUUUUUCCUGUCAUGAUAUUGUACUAAUAAAUUGAUUCGUUGGUGAAAAUAAACUCUAUGAUUUUGUCAAGGAAAGGGAGAUCGAUAUAUGGCAAAACUGUACAAAUUCAGUCCCAGAAAGAAAAAUUGUG